Staurois parvus is the source of this 405-nucleotide messenger RNA. The record is from the annotation of a GenBank genome assembly. NCBI's taxonomy places the organism in Eukaryota, Metazoa, Chordata, Amphibia, Anura, Ranidae.
UUUUCUUACACUGAUUGCUUUUACACCCAUAAAGGCUGUAAAAGCAAUCAUUUUAUCUCCUUCUCUCUGGCUGCAUUCUUGCAGCCAUUGAAGAAAUACUGUGUGAGCUGUGAUUGGGUAAUUCACAGCUUGUCACAAGGUACAAGGAAUAGUCUUGUAUCAUGUGAUCUCUGUGAUCAUUCACAGAUUUCACACGUAGUAAGCAUUGAUGUCAGAAGUGACAUCUUGCUUACUACUCUUCAUGUGAUCACUGCUUGGCCAAUAAGUGAUCACAUGAUCGGGACCAAUCAAACAGAGGUCCCAUAGAAUGAUCGGUGUUCCACUGUGUCCAGAGGACACAGCAGGCACCGGAUCGCUGGGGGGGAAGCAGCCAUUUAUAAACAGCCACCUGCCCCUGCACUGCUU